Messenger RNA from Lethenteron reissneri (Far Eastern brook lamprey), 7460 nucleotides. RefSeq names its product INO80 complex subunit D (gene INO80D). The record is from RefSeq and is a predicted model, not a curated record. Gene Ontology annotation, cellular component: nucleus. NCBI's taxonomy places the organism in Eukaryota, Metazoa, Chordata, Hyperoartia, Petromyzontiformes, Petromyzontidae.
CGAGGCGGCGGAACCAGCAAGGAAGAGAAUUCGUGAUUUAAAUAUAUAAAUAUAUUACACAACAAACCCACGCAUUCCGUCACGAACAAGCACACAAAACCUACACGCGCAGGCAUCGCACCGAAUCCUCGAUGUUGCCCGCCUUGUCGGCCGUUCGCCGCUCUCACGGCUGAGGCGAGACCUCCCGAGGAGCCCGACGCGUCGAGGAGCCGAUGAUCGUGGGAAGCCGGGACGCGUGAUGUAUGAGGGCAAACACAUCCACUUCUCGGAGAUCGACAACAAGCCGCUGUGCUCGUACAGCCCCAAGCUCUGCAAGCAGCGCCGGCUGAAUGGCUACGCUUUCUGCAUCCGUCACGUCCUGGAGGACAAGACGGCCCCCUUUAAGCAGUGCCAAUAUGUGGCCAAGUACAACAACCAGCGCUGUACCAACCCCAUCCCUAAAGCGGAAGAUCGCGUGUACUGCAACAGUCACCUGCAGGUUCUGGGGCUGGUGCCUAAGAAAGAGCGGAAGAAAAAGUCGGAGCAGCUGGACGAGCCGAGGGAGCGGCAGCGCGAGCGCGUGGUGCAGCACAUCGCCGAGCUCGAGGCCCCGCCGGUGCUUACGCGGGUGCCAAACGGCCUGCACGCGCUCACGCCGGCGUGGCAGACGCUUAGCCAAUCCCCGCACCACCACCCUCAUAUGGCGCCAGCCACAGCUGGAGCCCCGACGGAUGACCCCUUCGCCUUUCCCGAAGACGACGAGCAUGGCCUUCGAAAGGUCGCCGUGAAGCGCAAGCUCCAGGGAAGGCCACCGAUAGGCACUAGCGGCGGCGGGAGUCGCUCGAGACUUGUGGCCGAAAAAAACGGCGAGGUCAAGGACAUUUGCGGCAGCGGUGCGAUUAUAAAUACCUCGGCCUCUUCACCGGGCCACCUAAAGCCACACAAGGGGACGCCGCCUCCGGCGAAAGCUGAGGCUCAUGGUGCCGCCGCGUCCUUGAGGUCGGCCCAGCCCCUGCCAAUGGUACACCGGCACGGGGAGCGCUGUUUGUCGAGGACUCCUGUGGGCACCACAACGGCGGCACAGAGGGGGCUUGUACCACUCACGCUCCCCGAGUCACGGGUGGCUGGUGGCAAAGCGUUGGGAGGAGCCACCACUGGUGCCGCUGCUAGCGCCUCGUCGUCCUCGUCGUCAUCGUCGUCCUCGUCGCAUACCUCCGCCAGGGCGGCCCAAUGGCAUACCCAACCGGAUUGUGAGAGAAGUCGAGCACUGCGCCGGUUGCUGUACCGGAGCAGACAGCGGAAGCUGCUCGAUCAAGACCUGUUCACACACUUAGGCUGUGAAUGGUCAGAGGAUGAAAGCAGUGAAGAUGAGGAUAAGGUACUUCCUUGCCAAUCAACGUGGCUAUCCCACCAAGACCGGCUCAGUGAACAUGGAGUCCUCUACAGGUCGGAGUGCACAGGCUCGGACCGUGAGACGCGGAUAGCGGCGCUCUACAGCUCGCUGCGGCAUCGCUACUUGCAGCUGAGCCGCGUGGAGCGAGCGGCGGCGCGAAGGCAGAGGCACCUACGCGCUCACAGCCGUGCCUUGUUACGCGGGGCAGCCGUGUGCCCGGACGGCGUGGCAGUGUUACUGCGCCGGGACAAGCAGCCCGCCGCGACGCAGCAGCCCGCGACGUUGCACCAGCAGCCCGCGACGCAUCCCCUUGCUUCGAAAGAGGCACCAGCGGCGUCUGCAGAGACCGUGCGAGCCGGGCAGUGCUGUGUGCAGGUCAAGGGCCAGCUGUGCAGGAGCCCGACGCUGCCGUACAGCCUGCACUGCUUCCAGCAUAUCCUGUGCAGCAACUCGCAGCGGCUCUUCUCCAGCUGCACAGCGCGCUUCGCCGACGGGCAGCAGUGCUCCGUGCCUGUGUUCGACAUCGUGCACCAGACGCCGCUGUGCGAGGAGCACGCCAAGAAAAUGGUGCGUGCGCGGCCCCGGCCCGCCAGCAUGGACAACUUCCUACGCGGAGAUUGGAGCCGGAAGGCGCAGCAACAGCAACAGCAGCAGCGGAAACCACGUAAGAAGUCAAAACCGCCGGCGCUCAGCAAGAAGCACAAGAAGAAGCGGCGGCGCCCGACCAUGCGACCCCAGAAACCCAUCCCUCCCGCAGAGCCGCAGGGCAACCUGUGCAUCCCGGCGGCCACUCCGCCACCCUCCACACCCUUCGUCACCGAGCCGUCCUGUGUGGCACGCCUAAGCCCGGUGAGCGGAGACGUGGAGGAGGAUGACAUCGCCCCGGAGCUGUCGGACGAGCUGGAGCUGAACCAAGAGGACCUGGACGAGGUGCUGCCGAAGCUGCACGUGGACCUGCACGACUUCGACCUCUUCGAAGGCAAGAAUGGCGAGCUGCUCCCGACCAAGGAGGAGGCGGAGGCGCUGGAGCGGGCGCUGGUGGCGGCAUCGCACGCCGUCACCUCCCUCGAGCACCUGGGCUCCAUGGACGACGACGAGGAGCUCGUGCCCAGCGACGACCUCGGCUCCUUCAACCCCGACCUGCACGAGCUGCUGGGCGGCACCAUCGCCGCCGACUCCUUUUCAGCCCUCGACCUCGAGCAGCACUUCGGCAGCGCCGGUGCCGUCGUGGCGGCGGCGGCGGCCGCGGCAACGCAGCUGAGCCUGGGUCUGGAGCACCACCACCACCACCAUCAGCACCACCCCCACCAGCAGCUCCACCACCAACAUCAGCAGGACUGUGGCGGUGUGUCUGUCAUCACGCACUUUUCGCCACCAAUGCCGUCCUUCCAGACGUUGCCGCUCCUGCCCGCAAGGCCGCUGCUUGUUAAGCCAGACGGUCAAGCAUCGUCGUCAACACCUCCGCCGCUGAUACCAGCCGGUUUUGUCGGUGAUGGAAGCGGUGAGCGAUCGGUGCAGUCGCCGCUGCAGGAUAGUUCCCUCUUCGGCAGCGAGCGAGUGCCGUCACCAUUCCUUGGCAUCGACAGUGGCGAGGAGCCGGCGUCGGUGAGCGGACUUACGGUCGCUGUCACGACCCAAUUUACGGGGAGCGAGGAAUCGCAGGCCAUGCUGGGACACUCGCUGCCGCCCUCCAUGUCGCUGUCCGUACCCCCCGGCACUGUGACCACCACCACCACCGCCGGGCUGGUAAUGCAGAGGUCGCCCUCCUGGGGGUCGCUGGUGUUAACCGACGCUAGUGCGUUUGCCGCAGGGGCGGCGCAGGACGGGGCGGUGCCAUGCACGGCGUCCACAAUGCUCGCGUACUCCCCGGACGGCAUCCCCGCACCCAUCGGCACCAGCCUCGUUCAGACGCUAGCGUCAACCAGCGCGCACGGUCUCCCGCAGGCUCUUGAUGUCACCACGCAUUCCCCAUUCUCCGCGAGCGGCACCACGGGGGCGGCAGCUCAGUCGCCCGCUCUGCUCACGGCAGAGCUGGCGGCAUCGCCGCUGGGGCCACUCGCUCAGGCGCACGCAACCGGGCAGGUGCUGAGCUCCCCCGGCACGAGCGCUGGGCAGGACUUGGCGACUGCAGCGGCCGUGGCCAGCAUGGGGACAGCGCCUCUUUCGAACUCUGCGCAACUGCAGACUCAAGCGCAGCUGCUGCAGCAGCAGCAGCAGACAGGAAGUUGGAACUCGUCACUUGCGCAGCAGCAUAAACUGCCACAGUUCAGCGCAGCAUUUGGCUCGCAGCUGUCGAGUGGCCGAGGUGGGAUUCCCAAAGAUGUGCAGCCGCUAUGCUCGGUGGUGCCACCGUUGGCUCACUCAACGACCGCCUCGACACUGUCGAACUCGGGCGGCAGUGGCGACGGCGGUGUCAGCAGCACCAUCAACGCGAUGCCUCCCACGGUACCUCCACAACCACCUUCCUCCACCUCUCCCCCACCUCCCACAUCGCCAUCGCAGAGCAAAUCGUGACUCGUGGCUGCGAACGCUUGUGAAACGCAACGACUCUUACUUCUAGCACUGUGACGCUGACAGCCACUGGCAAAAAAAAAACAAUAAUAAAGAAACGUACGCCGCUCGGGCAUUGCUUGGGUUUGCGGGGAAAAAGCGGUGGUGGAUCUUGGCGGACAAUGAAUGCAGCUCUGGAGAUUUGCAAAUCGGUGAUGAAAUGCUCCGUAGGCGAUUUGAAAAGUUGUGCAGCAGUCGUUGGCAUUUGAGUGCAGAGUGAGGUGAGUCAUGACAGGGAAAGCUGUGAUGAACAGGUGUGUGCGAGGUGCGUGUGUGUGACUUUAUAGUUACAAAAGUGUAUAAGGAUCUUAGAAUGUAACAAUGUUUUGGGAGGGUUAUUUUUUCCCCAAACUCUGUCUUGGCAUAAUAUGCAAGCCUGGUUAAGGGAGUGGGUGUGGGAAGCGCAUAUAAGAGCGGUGUUGAAGUUCAUCAUGCAGUACGGUUGGAUUUUAGGAAUUUUACAAUUAAGCCAGGAAUCUUUCCCACCUCUUGCUAUAUAGUAUUAAUUGCCAUCCAGUAAUGCUUGGCCCACGGUUGGCUCACUGACAGUCAUUAAUAUGUUAGGACACCAAAGUGCUUGUGUCACGUCCAGACAUAGCCAGCUGUAUGCCACAGUUACAAACAGCCGGAAAUGCUGGUGGGUUAUGGGUGUGAGUUGGUCACUGAGAGAGGACCACCCUUUCGGUACACCAGCUUGACCGCAUUGUACUAUUUGGCAUGUGGACAUGCCGCCUGAUAAACAUAUCGGAAGAGCACUUACAGAAAUAAUUUAUCAGAAGCUCUUUGCUGUGCACGUGUAUCUAUGUAAAAAGUAAUGUGUAAGGGAAAUAAUUGAAGCGCAGUGGUUAUGUGACCCGGGCCACCUUAUUUUGAUUCUCAGCCACAGAUUAAAUUAGUGCCGAGUGGUAAUCUGAAGCAAUCCUGCCCCCCCCCCCCCCCACCUUUUACCAACCCACACGAGCUCGCGUGAAGUAUGGUCAAACAACAUCGUGGGUAGGUAAACUUGUAAAUGGUCAACCAUAAUUCUCUCUCAAUGAGCUUUGUGAACGAUGGGAUAAAGGUAACAACUGUUUAGUUUUCUCUCAACUAAAACUUCAGUAUGGGCAUUGAACGGGUUAUAAGCAGUUGUGUGCGUAUGACCACAAAGCAGCUGUACUGCUGGUGAGACCCAACAAUAGGCCGAGACACUUGUGUACGCAGUAGCUCUUCUGAGCCAAGUGUACUUUUUAAGUUGUGCGAUUGUGCGUGCUUGUAAGUGUUUAUCUCAGUAAAGUCGAAGCACUACAAAUGAAAUAUUAAGCCCACACUCGAAAGGGUGGAAUCUCAAAUAAAACCAAGCCCAAAAGUUGUUUUUGUUUAUCCCAUUAAAUUAUCAUGUUGAACGGUGCGCUGUUGCGUUCUCCCGAUUUUCAACAAGAGGCAGGAGAGCUUGGGGUUGGUUGUGCGUGCCACUCGUAAUGCCUGUGAGGAAAGUACCCGCGUUGAGUGCCCGGACUGCGUUCAGCAGGAAACUCGAUCCUCACAAACGGAGGAGAACGCCUGAAGAGAGUGAGUCGUAAUAUGUAUCACUAACUUCAUUUGACGGUGGUUUCAUUCGUAGUUGUACACCACUGUCAAUGCGAUGGCAAAAGACCGGGUGGUACUUAUGAACACUUAGGGCUCCCGCAAGGUGCACCAUUUUUAAAUCUUCGUGGUUGCUUGUCGAUGGUGAAAUACAAGUGUAAGGUAUACAGAUUUAUUGGAAUGCUCACCUGGUAAAGGUCGUGCUGUUAAUAUAAUUAUCCUGUAAAGCGACCUAUUUUUUUAUUCUAUAAAUUGUCCACUGCCCUCAAAAGACAUUGCCACAGAGCUAAGGACGCACUGUGAACGUGGCGUUUUGUGAAUUGGCGAGGCCGGGUGACUUAGGAAUAUUAAUUUGCGUCUUUUGUCAGUGAGAUUGUAUCGUAUGCAUUGUAUUCUAUUCUAAAUGAUCCCAGAUUUAAAGGAGAAAAAUAAAACACGAAAAAUUGUCCGUUUAAAUCAUUGCUGUACACUUGUAUAUGAGGUGAUUGUUGACUGUGUGCCGACAUGUUUUUGAAUAGAAGAUAAUCAGGAAAAAAACGUGUGCUAAGCUUUUUUUACGUGUGACUUUUCGUUUUGGAAAUAAGCAGUUAGUGGUAACUGGGCAGAAACUGAAGUUUGAUUUAAAACGACCAAUUGUUUUGUCUACUAUUACCAGCCAAUUUAUUUUUUUACUGCUCUAUUUAUUUGACACUUAACUAAAUGUAUAUUUCUUGUGCGCGGUGUUAAAGUAAAAGAUCUAAGCUUGCGACACUUCCUACAAAUUGUGACAUGGCAUGAAAAAUGUCGGCAGGGGAUUGAAUACAGGGCAGAGGUGAAUUGCUUCAAAGACACGCCAGCUGUGCUUUAGGUAAGAAACGGCCAAUUUAACAAUUGUGAUGAGUUCCCAUGACGUUUAUAGUUUGAAUUUAUACCCUUUCCCCAUAGCCCCACAAACGGAAAUUGUGCUCUUAAGAUUCCAAGCCCACCGUGUAUUUCAACAAGUGAUACGUGUAUAUAGGUGGUGGUGGUAUGUGCCACUUCAAUUGCCCUGUUUCAUGGCCCUAGCAAAUGCAUUGUUAGUCAAAUAACCUCAGAUGCUCAUGUUUACUGCGACAAACCAAUUACAUGAAACUGAAAGCCAUGAAUGAUCGCUUUUUUUAAUUUGUUCGAUUUUUUUUUAUUUCGGUUUUUUUGAAAAAUGCACUUUGUCCUCUUUCCUACACUCAGAAUCCAAAACCACACUUCGCGUUACAGAUCUGUGAUGGCAAUCAGGUUUUCAUAACUGAUUCUACCUAAUCGUCGGCGGUUUGGGAGGCGCGCACGCGGUUUUACUUCUGGGUGGAGGUGCCGCCACGUGGCGUCACUCGAAAACGAGCGUAGCCUCGCGGUGGGUUUCGCGUGGAGCGUUUCACUUCCUCUGGUAAAAGUUCACCGGUGCAGGGGCAGGUCACACGUUGAGGCCUGUAACCUUUGCACCGGUUUGCAAGUGUUGUUUGGAAGGGUUUGUGGUGCUGAAUUAAAACCAAUGGAAUUUUUUUAAAUCAAAUAAAGCAAAUGCAAAUACUCCUUUUCCCCUGCCUCUCCCCACACCCUUUGGGAAGUUAAAGCUUUAGAUGUAGACAUCUUCACUUAAGCAUUCAUGGAAAAAAAGCUUUUCUUUCCCCGUUGAUAAUUUCACCUAACUCGCACGUAAAAUUUAAUGCACACUGUAAUGGUCACGGUUACUUUUUGCAGCAUACACCCCCUUCCUUAAAACACUUGCCUUUACAAAUUGUGAGAUUGCAGGCUGGUCGGGACAGUGACUAGUGUUUCUCGGUGUAUUUUUGAAUGUAUAUUAAACCGUUGCUGUAGCGUUUAGAUUUUGUGUAAUUUCACACUUUUUAAAAAGUCCUGUAAAGCUGUUGAUGUUCAUCCCCGAGUUUACGACUGUAAAGAAUUUCCAGUGUACAAAUGCUGUAACAUCUGUAUAUAACGUGAAUAAAUAUCACAGAUAAUA